UGAUGAGUGUGAGCGCGCGCUAGUGUGCGUGUGCGGUAAUUGUGUCCAUGCGCGAGACUAGCUUUCCCUAUUCUCUCCGAGCACAGGGAGGGAGGAGAGACCGAGGACGGGAGAAGGGCCGCCAUUAUCGGGAAGCUGAAAAAACACAUUAACGCACACAUUCACCAUCACUGUAUUUGGCGUUUACAGUGGGAGAAGUGCUUUCUCCGCUGAGGAAAAUCGCUUCGUCAGACUGCGCGUUUACGACUGAAGCGCGCGAUCAACACGGGCAACUCGAGAUGUUUUGGACACAACAAAGGAAAUUAUAAGUGCUCAAAAACAACGUGGUGAACCCAAGGGAAGACACAACGAUAGAAAGCUUUCCCCCCUCUUUUUUUAACGCCCCCUCCUAUCCAACACCGCGAUCUAGUAUUACAGUCAGAUUUUUGUCGAUGUUUUUUUGCCUUUUGUUCAGCAUUUAGGAAGAGAUACGCAAAUCAGAUUGUUGAAAACUUUGAGAAUACGAUCCGUCAGGGAUUGGAUCGGACAGUUGCGGAAGAAAAACCUUGAUGUUUACGGGACCACUGCUGGACUAUUAAUAUUAUUAUUAUUAUUUUUCAUCUUGAUUAAUUUCCUGAGCCGGUUGCUACUGCUGAUACUGGAGUGAACGAGAGAGGCAUGCUGUGGGUCCGAUCCAGGCUGGACAAACCUAAAAUCUGUAGGAUUACGGUUUUAAAGAGCCCUUGAAGAGAGGAGAUGGGCUGGAAUGUUACCACUUGCAGCACACCUGCCUAAAUCCACAGUGCCUCUUUCCCCCACCCUCAAACCCCAUUCCCUUAUUCCACUUCUAAAUCUCUGCUAAAUUCAUGGAUGGACUAAUGUCUCUGGAUUUAACAUUUCUCCACUGAGGACAUAUUGGGCCUGCAUAAACAAAACCUAAAAGCAACUUUCUGGAUCUUUAGAAAUCACGUUUUGUCUGGCCUGUAAGCACUUGGAUGGAAUAUCAGCCCAGCAGCUUUCAGACUAGAGCUUCUGGGAAUGGCAAGAUGAGCGCUGUCAUACGAUAAUGAUGGCAAAAAAACAAGAUGGCCGGGCGCCAACCUACAACCUUGUUGUGGUAGGUUUGUCCGGGACUGAGAAGGAGAAGGGGCAAUGCGGGGUGGGCAAGUCUUGCCUUUGUAAUCGCUUUGUCCGCCCCAGUGCAGAUGAUUUUUAUUUGGACCACACGUCUGUUUUAAGCACAAGUGACUUUGGAGGUAGAGUGGUAAACAAUGACCACUUCCUUUUUUGGGGUGAGGCAGUACGAAUGUCGGAGGAGGGGGCUGAGUCCCGAAUGCAUGUGGUGGAGCAAACAGAGUUUAUUGAUGACCAAACGUUCCAGCCACAUCGAAGUACUGCUUUACAACCCUACAUCAAGCGGGCAGCUUCUAACAAACUGGCCUCUGCUGAGAAGCUUAUGUAUUUCUGUACAGAUCAGCUUGGGCUAGAACAAGACUUUGAGCAGAAGCAAAUGCCAGAAGGCAAGCUUUUAGUAGAUGGAUUCUUACUGUGUGUAGAUGUGAGUAGGGGUAUGAACCGUAACUUUGAUGACCAGAUGAAGUUUAUCACCAAUCUAUAUAAUCAGCUAGCUAAGACCAAGAAGCCAGUUGUACUUGUGCUGACCAAGUGUGAUGAAGGGGUUGAGCGGUACAUCAAAGACUCUCACACCUUUGCCAUGACAAAGAAAAACUUGCAGGUUGUUGAGACCUCAGCACGCUCUAAUGUUAAUGUUGACCUUGCCUUCCUCACUUUGGUGCAGUUGAUCGAUAAGAGUCGAGGGAAGCCCAAGAUAAUUCCAUACUUUGAAGCCCUUAAGCAGCAGAGUCAGCAGAUAGCAUCCGCCAAGGACCGUUAUGAAUGGCUGGUCAGCCGCAUUGUAAAGAACCAUAAUGAAACAUGGCCAAACAUGAACCGCAGAAUGCAGACAUCUCCUGAGUACAAAGAUUAUGUCUUCCUUGAGGGUACUUCCAAAGCCAAGAAACUAUUUCAACAACAUGUACACAGACUGAAGCAGGAACAUAUAGAAAGGCGGCGUAAAAUCUAUCUCAACACACUCCCACAGGCUCUUGACUCCUUGGUCCCAGAACUUGAUGAGAUUGAUCACCUGAGCUGGUCAGGAGUACAGAAAGUUCUAGAAACUAAGCGGGAGUUCUCCCAUUGGUUUGUCGUGUUGGAUGAUACACCAUGGGAAAUUACACCACACAUUGAUAACAUGGAGGAUGAACGAAUUCCCCAAGAUCUUUUGGAAACCCCAGCAGCAGAAGUAAUCUAUGAGAGUCACUUAGAGCACCUGCGUAAUGAGCGAAAGCGGGCAGAGAUACGAUGGGAAUUCAAAGAGAAACUUACUUCCUCUCCAUUUGUUACGCCUGGUAAACCCUGGGAGGAAGCCCGUAGCUUCAUUAUGAAUGAAGAGUUCUAUCAGUGGUUAGAGGAGUCAGAGUACCUUGAUAUGUAUAACAAACACCAGAAGGUAAUUAUUGACCAAGCCAAAGAGGACUUUCAAGAACUUUUGCUGGAAUACUCUGAGCUGUUCUAUGAGCUUGAAGUUGAUGCUAAGCCCAGUAAGGAAAAAAUGGGUGCCAUCCAGGAGGUACUUGGAGAGGAACAGAGGUUUAAAGCCCUCCAAAAGCUUCAGGCUGAGAGAGAUGCAUUAGUGCUCAAGCAUAUCCAUUUUGUCUACCACCCUACUAAGGAAACCUGUCCAUGCAGUCCCUAUUGUGUGGAUGGUAAAAUUGAGCAACAAUUAGCCCUCCGCUUUCCCACUCGAUAUUCAUUUGAUGGGAAUCUAAAAUCACAGUUUGGUGAAGGAAAAGUGGAUAGAAUUAAUCUUGUAAUUCUUGGCAAAGAUGGACUUGCAAGAGAACUAGCUAAUGAAAUCAGAGCACUGUGCACCAAUGAUGAUCGGUAUGUGCUAGAUGGAAGGACUUAUGAACUGGCUCUUCGUCCAAUAGAGGGCAAUGUGCGCCUUCCAGUGAACUCUUUCCACACCCCUACUUUUUCUCCACAUGGCUGCCUUUGCCUCUACAACUCCAAGGAAUCCUUAUCAUAUGUUGUUGACAGCAUUGAAAAAUUACGAGAAUCAACCAUAGGUCGAAGAGACAGUAGCCUACUACAGCUUCCGUUGUCUCUUCUGUUAGUCACAAAACGGGGUGUUGGCUCAAUUGCUGAUAUUGGGGGUGAAACUGCCCAAAGCUUGAUUCAACAAGGUCAGCAAGUGGCUGGCAAAUUUCAGUGCAGUUAUUUGGAACCUGCUUCCCCAGGUGUGGGUUAUGGCCGUAAUAUAAAUGAAAAGCAUUUAAAUCAGAUUUUAAAAGGUCUCUUAGACACAAGGAGACCUUCACUUGGUGUUGGCAGUAGCUCUCCACCCUUAUUGCCUCCACUUGCAGGGUUCAGAGACUCUCAGCAGAACUCAGAGGCUGACUUAAGAAUUGUAAUGUGUCUAAUGUGUGGAGACACUUAUGAUGUAGACCAGCUCCUUUCACCUUUCUUGCUGCCCCAGCACUGUAGACCCUCUUCCAGUCUGUCAAGUGGAACAUCAGUACUGUUGGAGUUAUCAGUUGGCGGGCAAAGGCAAAGCAUUGAUCUUGCUAUACUGUCUUAUCAUUCAUCUUUCUCCUUACGUAAAAGCAAAUUAGUCCAUGGUUACAUAGCAGUAUACUCGGCCAAACGAAAGGCUUCCAUGGAAACACUUUGUGCCUUCCUUUGCGAGGUCCAGGACAUUAUUCCCGUGCAGCUGCUUGCUGUUGCAGAAACUCAGUCAGAACUUGCAGACUCUGAGGCAGCCCGGGAGCAGCUUGCCCAAGGGGAGGAAUUGGCUCAUGAAAUUGAUGCCCGCUUCAGUUCUGUAAUCUGUGGACCUGGUGGGGUUGUUGGAGGCUUGCAUCGGAUAGACCACUUCCAGCCAUUCCUCAAAGAGGUAGUGGAGAAAAGAACCAUUGUAGAAGCAACACACAUGUAUGACAAUGUUGCAGAUAAUGUCACCAAUGAGAAUUUUUCUUCACCGCGAUGCGGCUCUCCAAGCACUACUUUGAUGGACUCAGAAGACGACAUUGAGCCCUCCCCACCUUGUCCUACUCUUAGGGAUGAUGGCAUCUUGACUCACAGUGGUUUCAAACUCCCUGAUUUAGAGGGUGAUAACUUUUCGCUUAUCUCUGACAUCACCACCUUUGAAAACAAGCUUAACAAAUUUUCACCUCAGGUGCGCCCAAAGCCCAAUGUCACCUUUGACAUCCCCAAAACACCAAACUUCAGUUCAUACAUGGACCAGGUGGUCAACAGGCGCUCAUUACCAUCAGUUUCCUGGCCACCAGGCAGUGAAAGUGGCUAUGAUCCUUCUGAUUAUGCUGAGCCCAUGGAUGCAGUUGCAAAACCUCGUCCCACAGAGGAAGAAACAAUAUAUUCUGUACCACAUGAUAGCACACAAGGCAAGAUCAUUACAAUUCGCAAUGCAAACAAGGGUCAUUCUAAUGGUGCAGGCAAUGGGUCAGACAGCGAAGCUGAAAGCAGUUCAUUGGAGCGCAGACGGAAAAUGUCUGCUCUAGGAGUUAAACCCCGGCUUUAUCGUGAUCGCUCCAAACGCCUCGGAAAGUUUAGCAACUUUCGCACAAGCUUCAUCGGCAGUGAUGAUGAAAUUGGAGGCCUCCCCAAGACUAAAGAGGAUGAGAUUGGAGCACAAAAAGGGGACAUCUCUUUAAAUGAGGAAAACGAAGACCCAAAAAGAAGAAACAUCUUAAAAAGUCUGCGCAGAACUACCAAGAAAACAAGGCCAAAAGCUCGCCAGUCUUCGCUCUCCAAACCUGAGAGCAACUACUUUGGAGUUCCCCUGGCAAAUGUGGUCACACCUGAGCGGCCCAUUCCACUCUUCAUUGAAAAGUGCAUUCGUUACAUUGAGGCUACAGGGUUAAGCACAGAAGGAAUCUACAGGGUGAGUGGAAAUAAGGCUGAGAUGGAGAGCAUGCAGCGACAGUUUGAUCAGGACCAAAACAUUGACCUGAUCGAGAAGGAUUUGUCUGUGAACACUGUGGCUGGAGCCAUGAAGAGUUUCUUCUCGGAGCUGCCUGAUCCCCUGGUACCCUACAGCAUGCAGGUGGAGCUGGUCGAGGCCUUCAAAAUCAAUGACCGUGAGCAGCGCUUCCACACCAUGAAGGACGUGCUGCGCAAGUUCCCUCGAGAAAACUAUGAUGUCUUCAAAUACGUCAUCUCUCACCUUAACAGGGUGAGUCAAAACAACCGCUUGAACCUGAUGACCAGCGAGAAUUUGUCCAUCUGUUUCUGGCCAACGCUGAUGCGCCCCGAUUUCACCACCAUGGACGCGCUGACGGCCACCCGCACCUAUCAGACAAUCAUCGAGACCUUCAUACACCAGUGUGCUUUCUUCUUCUACAAUCAACCUUUGGUCGACACCCCCAGCGGCCUUCACGGACAGCCGGCUUCCCCCACCUCCACCUUAUCUUCUGCCACCUCUGCGCCAAGCUCUGCCUACUCCGCCUACUUCGCCCCUCAGCAACCCAUAAUCCCACCUUUCAGUCCUAUUCAACAGUCCCCGUCUCAUUCUCCACCCCAUACCCCGCAAUCCCCCAUCCAGAACCUGUUGCCUUCGCUGCACCCUCACCAUGCCCCUACGGAACAACACAUGCUGUGAACCUGAUGGGAGAAAUGCAUUGGGAGCACUGAAUGAGAUUAAUCGAAUGGACCAGAUUUCAGGGAUUUGAACUAGAUGUGGACGCUAAAGGGCGUUGAGAAAUGAGGGGUCAAAACUACUUCUGCCACACUUCAUCAACUCUUUCCAGAUUAUUCUCCUACAUGAAUUGCAAAACCUUUAUGCUCCUCGCACACAUGGACCCCAAACUCAUCUUUGGCACCCCAGUUAUGGGUCUACAUGACAUAGACAGUUUACGGGCCAAAGCUCUUUUCUUCGUUGAUUGGCCAAUGAGUUGACCAGUGGGGUGGGGUGUGUGGACCAAUAGGACGAGCUCUGAACUAAGCUCCAUCCCACAUCCCCAAUUGGAUGAUGGAUUCUCUUAGGAAUAAAGUUGAGGGUGCCCUAUAUAUUCAGCCCAUUUUUGUUGUAUCUUUCGAUUAUCGAAAACCGAAAAAAUGUCGUCUGCUUAUUUUCUGGUGCAGCCACACGACUACAUUCCUCCCCCUUAUUUAUCCUCGUGACAAGCGUUUAAAGACACUAGAACUUGACAAACUGGAUCUGGUUUUGCUGGGAGUACGUACGUGGUAUGCUUUUGCACAGCAUCCUGGGAUUUGAAGUCUUGUCUGUACUCGUAAUGAGCCUCCAGAACAUACUGGAAGACUACUCACGAAAUGUCCUCACUACCACACUUCACUUGAUUUCCUGCUCAAUCUUCGACUUCGGAUACUCGUACCGUAUCUAUUCACUCGGUAGAGAGGUGUUAUUACACGUGAUGAUAGGAAGCUCCUCCCCUUUUCUAAGUCAUGUUCAGAUUUGUGAAUUCGUUUUUUGAUAAUGAGUAUAAACCAGUGAGGGAUGAUUGGGAAUUGUGGUCCACGUGCUUUCGGAUGAACAUGAGGAGAGGUAUGCACAAAAUGUUUUUAGAUGCUGUUUCGAUCUACCUGUACCCGUUUAGAUGGCACUGAGGCGUGUGUUUGUUUAGAUGAAGUGAUGCAAGUUGAUGGCAAGUAAUGGCAUUUGGGAAAGAUCUUAAUACGGAAGGAUUCAAAUGUUAACAGGAUGUGUUGCUGAUCCCAUAGGAGUUGACAUAAGUAGUGAUUCGUGCCCUUGUCAAGGCUAAGUCAGCUGCGGGAGACAUCUGAAAAGGAAAUAAAGCAUCUUGAAAUGUUUGACAGUUGUGUGAUGUGAGGGGGUUUGGAGGAAGGAAAUCAAGAAAGCAAAGGCGGUAGCUCGUGUGCAUGCUCUCGAGUUAGCCUAGCAUGGGCUUUGGCCGUUUGUGAGUUGCAGGAGCACGACACUACCACCUGGUGGACAGUGAAGGUAUUGCACAUCACAGCUAAUCGUAUUUCUUUU
Messenger RNA from Misgurnus anguillicaudatus (oriental weatherfish), 7012 nucleotides. The record is from RefSeq and is a predicted model, not a curated record. NCBI's taxonomy places the organism in Eukaryota, Metazoa, Chordata, Actinopteri, Cypriniformes, Cobitidae.